CCAAAGGGAAUUACUGAUUCAAAGAAAUUUAAAAGCCUCAGCGUGUUGUUUGGGUCCGACGCAGCAGUCCACCGGGUUCCUGUGGUUCAGACGAGCCCACGGAAAAUUCCUCCAGCAUGUUCAGCAGGUUGAGGAGGUUUCUGGGCGCUCCUGAGCCUCCGCCUGCCCCUGCAACAACCCCACCAACCCCACCAACCCCACCAGCUCCACCAGCCAAGGAGGAGACGUUAACAGAAAAGAAAGAUGAAAAAGUAGAGGAGCCAAAGGCGACAAGUGAAAAGAAGGAGGAGAAAAAUGAAGAGAAACAAGAGGAGCAAAUAAAUGAGCAGAAGAAGGAAGAGCAGACAGCUGGUCCUGCUCCUGUUCCUCCUUCUCCAGCUCCUAUUGCUCCUGUUAACCCAGAAGGGGCUGAAGGAGACGAGCCCCCGGUGGUCUACUCCAGAUAUGCAGAUAACGUCCUGAGGAAUGUCAUAAAGAGUUUGAGAGAACGAACCGAAAUCCUCAAAGAGAAGACUAUAGACCCUUAUGCUACAUCUCCAGAAAUCACUCCACCUGUUACACCCAUUUUGAGGAAAGAGGACUACGUCAGACAGAAGGAAGAGGAGCGCAUAGCCAAAGAAGAAGAAGACAGGAAGAAGGCCGAGGAAGCAGCCAAAAAAGCGGAGGAGAAAAAGAAGAAAGACGAGGAGAAACGACUGGAGGCUGAGAAGAAAGCAGAGGAGGAGAGGCUGGCGGAGGAGGCCAGGAGGAAGGCAAAGAUUCUGCCGGACAUCAGCUGCUCGUGCUUUGACGUCCUCUUCCAUCCAGUCGAGGAGAAGAUGGACACCAUGUUGGGAAGCACCAUUGAUCCUUUCACGGAUCGCCGGUAUAUCACCUGGUUGACGGUCGUAGCCGUUGCGUACAACUACAACGUCUGGUUCUGCCCCACCCGGCUGGCCUUCCCUUACCACAACGACACUGCCAACCCAUUCUGGAUUUUGCUCGACGUCCUCUCUGACGUCGUCAACGUCAUCGACAUUGUGGUUUGGCAGCCUCGACUACAGUUUGUCAAAGCCGGAGACAUUAUUAAAGACAGAGCUCUGACCAAAGUGCAUUAUCGGAAAUCUUAUCGAUUUCAGACAGACAUGUUCAGCAUCAUCCCCUUUGACCUUCUCUCUCUACACUUCGGCUUCUCCUCCAUUUACAGAUUCAACCGCUUCAUCAGGAUAGAGUCUUUCUUUGAGUUCAGUGACCGACUUGAGAGUAUCAUGGCCAAAGCUUACAUCUGGAGGGUGGCCCGUACCACAGGUUACCUUCUCUACAUGCUCCAUCUCAACGCCUGUGCUUACUACGUAGCCUCAGUGUACCAGGGUCUGGCUUCGACUACAUGGGUGUAUGAUGGAAAAGGCACAGCGUACCUGCGCUGUUAUUACUUUGCGGUACGAAGCCUCAUCAACAUCGGGGGCCUCCCGGAGCCGGUGACUCUGUUCGAGAUCACCUUUCAGAUGACCAACUUUUUCGUCGGCGUCUUUGUGUUCUCCAGCCUGAUUGGACAGAUGAGAGACGUCAUAGGAGCGGCCACGGCGGCUCAGGCGUACUUCCGCGCGUCGAUGGACGGCUGCGUCGAGUACAUGAACACGUACACCAUCCCAAAGCUGGUCCAGAACAGAGUUCGCACCUGGUACAACUACACCUGGGAUUCUCAGGGAAUGCUAGAUGAGGCGGAGCUCCUGGACAAGAUGCCUCUGGUGAUGCGAAUCGCCAUCGCUGUGGAUAUAAACCUGGCCACCUUCCAAAAGAUCCAGCUUUUUCAGGGCUGCGACCAGCAGAUGUUGGUGGACAUGUUGCUGAGGCUGAAGUCCAUCAUCUACCUGCCGGGAGACUUUGUCGUGAGGAAGGGUGACAUCGGGAAGGAGAUGUACAUCAUCAAAAGCGGAGCGGUGCAGGUGGUGGGAGGACCCGACAACAGCAUCGUGUUUGUGACGCUGAAGGCCGGCUGCGUGUUUGGAGAAAUCAGCUUGUUGCAAUCUGCCAAAGACGGAGGGAACAGGCGGACAGCCAACGUGAGAGCGUACGGCUUCGCGAACCUGUUCGUUCUGGAAAAGAAAGACCUGUUCGACAUCCUCGUCCACUACCCCGAGUCCCAGAAGGUUUUGGCCAAGAAGGGCAGGCAACUGGUUAAAGCCAAAGCUGCAGCAGGGGCUCCGACCAAGGAUGAAAAGCCGAAAGGUCUGACUCUGUUGGGACAGAAACCCCCAACGCCAAAGCUCCUCAAAGCAUUUGCCAACUUGCGCAAAGCGGGGCUGCUGGACAAGCUCAAGAAAGCUGCAGAAGAGGAACAAUAAGAGGCGGAAGUUUGCUUAAAAGUUAAGUGUCAUCAUGUACAGUGUUGUAAAUUUGAACUUUGAUUAUUGAAACUCAAAUGAGGACGUGGAAAACUUGUGAAAACUCUAAGAUUUCUGAUUAUUUACAUUUGCAAUUUAGGAUACAAAAAAAAAGUAAAAAAAUAAAAGAUAAAAUCCAAGUAGAACAGAAAUUAAAAUUCACAUCUAUUGUAACAAAUAUUCUGAUUAACCUUCUCAAAUCCUGGAGAGACAGAAAUCCAUUAAAAUGAACUUAAAAGCAAAA
This is a messenger RNA of Xiphophorus maculatus (southern platyfish), 2607 nucleotides long. RefSeq names its product cyclic nucleotide-gated cation channel beta-3-like (gene cngb3.1). Gene Ontology annotation, molecular function: cGMP binding; intracellularly cGMP-activated cation channel activity; protein-containing complex binding. Gene Ontology annotation, biological process: monoatomic cation transmembrane transport. Lineage: Eukaryota; Metazoa; Chordata; Actinopteri; Cyprinodontiformes; Poeciliidae. The coding region runs from base 117 to 2324 and encodes 735 amino acids. Gene Ontology annotation, cellular component: intracellular cyclic nucleotide activated cation channel complex; plasma membrane; photoreceptor outer segment. The transcript is spliced from 18 exons. The record is from RefSeq and is a predicted model, not a curated record.